CAGUGCUGGAAAAUACAAUGUCAGCUGAUUACUCACCGUAACGCAUUAUGUCAUAUUACGUCACCUCAGGAUAUAAGAUUAAACGUGUAGGGACAAGGGUCCAUUCAAUCAACGUACAGAGCACAUGUCCGCGUUAUUUAUGCAACCCCGCAAACAGCCGACGAGCGCUUGAUUUCAACGGAUUUCAAGACUUGGGGAGAGAAAAGAAGAAGAAAGUGAAAAUGGAAGAAGCACCGUCAAACGUUUGUGAUUGUUUGCUGGAAGGCAUCCGUAAAAUGUACAAAACGCAGCGGUUUACGGAUGUCAUCAUCCAUGUGGAAGACCAGUCCUUCCGGUGUCACCGAGUGGUCCUGUCAUCUGUAUCUUCCUACUUUGACGUCAUGUUCUCCUCUGGGAUGAUGGAGUCCAACUCCAUGUCCACAACUAUUCACAACGUUAGCUCUCAGACAUUCGAUAAAGUCCUGCAGUACAUCUAUUUUGGAAAAGAUAUCAUAGAACCAGACAACGUCGGGGAACUCCUGCAGGUUUCCGCUAUGCUCCAGAUUGCGCAUUUACAGUUUGAGUGUGAAGAGUUCAUCCUGGGUAACGUCGACGUCAACAACUGUUUGGGGGUCUGGAAACUAGGGAUAUCUCAUAACAUAGAGUCACUGACAGAAAGUAGUCAACCAUUUCUCUUAUCCAAUUUCGACGAAAUUAGUCAAAGUGACGACUUUUUAAAGCUUGAAAAGGACGAAUUGGACCUCAUAUUACGCGACGAACGUCUUAUCUCCUCUGGGGAAGAGAUUGUUUGCAAGGCUCUCUUUCGUUGGAUAGAAGCGGACGAAACUCGUCGAAAAGUUGCUUUGCCAGAUCUCUUUGAAAACAUUCGACUUACUUCAGUCAGUCUUGAAUACUUGUUGGAUCACCUAGAUCAACAUCCGUAUAUUCUUGAGCAUGAAAGUUGUCAUAAGGAAGUCAAAAAUGCAAUCAAGUACCACGCCUUGCCUUCCCGGCGCCAGGAGCUGAUGUGGGAUGAGAAACCGUACAGAUACAACGCUGAGCAAGAAAUGGUUCUAGCGGUUGUAGGGAAACGCCUUGCCAGCGAUGGUUUGAUUGUUACAGAGUUCAUGGGAUACAGCUUUUCAAACAAAAGGUGGGUUGCGCUUCAACCGAUCCAUACCCCACUUGGAGACGACUUUGCAGCUUGCUCUUAUGGUAACGACAUAUUCAUAACCGGUGGAACUUCGAAUAUGACCUCUUGCUUGAGAUAUUCCGCCAAAUUUUCACAAUGGAGUAAGCGCUCGCCGAUGUGCUGCGGCAGAUAUAGACACUCAAUGGUGGCAGUGCGAGACUCGCUUUAUGUACUUGGUGGCUACAACUUCGGGACUUUAAGUAGCAUCGAACGAUAUGACAUGGAGACCGAGAAAUGGGAAUCGGUUGGAGAACUCAAUCACGGGGUUGAUAAAUGCUCCGCGGCAGUCAUGGGCGAGAAAGUUUUUAUUUUGGGAGGUUGUUUAAGCUUUGCAGCGAAAACAGCCGGGAUACAGUGUUUCGACACUAGGACUGGCACGUGCACAUUAAUUGCAAACCUCCCCAGGUCCCCUAAAUUCACAAAUGCUGUAAAAUUCGACGACACUGUCCAUGUCGUCUGCGAUAAUGGGGAUAUAAUAUCUUUCAGUGGUAAGGAGGAACGUCACACACUGCGAAAGAUCAAGGGCUUUUCCAAAAGGGACUUUGGACUUUACAUGGACCACGGAUCACUGUGUAUUGUUGGUGGGAACCUGAACUUGAUUUCCGAAAAGGAAGAACUUUGUUGUGACGUGAUAAAGGUCGAAGGUGAGGAACAACAUAUAUGUGAGCACCUCGAACUACCGUUUCCUAUGAAAGUCACCCAAUGUUUACGUAUUGUUGUUGAAAGGAAAUAUCCACUCUUGGAUAUUCAUUCUUUAAUACGAGACUUCGGGAACAUUGAAUGAUUCUGCUGAUCACUUGCUUCAAACAAACCUGGACUUGGUCACCUUCUUGAAUGUACAAUAUAUUGUUUGUUCCAUCCAAAUUACGCCUCGUGAAUGAAAUAUCGUAGGUUCAAAUCAUGUCUAAUUAUGCUAUCUUUUUACGAACAAUGACUUAUUUGUUUUUACAUUUAUUAGCGUGUAGUACAUGUAUUCAAUGAAAUGAUAUAUUGUAAUGUAUGUUCCAAGAACAAUCAGAUGUACAAUUUCUAAUAUAUUUACGGAAAUUUCGUAUUAACUAAUCGGAGUUCCAUGUCAUAAAUUAAAAUUUUUACUGUUUUAGUUUUGUGAUUUGAUUCCAACAGUUAUUAUUUGUUUUCUUGACUUACAUGGAAUGCCAGUAAUAGAUAUGUAUUUUAUAUGUGUAAAUUUUACUUCGGUCUGUCAGUUUUUCUGGAAAAAUUCAGGGUAAUUGUAAAUUUAAGUAUGCCCAUUGUCUAAAGAGUAAGUAAGCUUUUGUUUAUUUAUGUUUUGAAUUGCUCGAGUGCAAUUUUGUUAUUUGUUUUGUAUUUGCUUUAUUCACAUGUGUGUUGGAUAGUUGCAUGUAGUCCUAGGAAUAUUUUUUGGUAGUUAUUUUUUCUGUUUGUUCCAAUUACAUGUUUGAAUUGUUGAUCAAGAUUUAUUUGAUCAAUAAAUUUCUUUUCAACAUACAUAGAGUUUUUGUUGUAAAGUAAGGAGGAGACAUAAAUAUAUUUACGGAAAUUUCGUAUUAACUAAUCGGAGUUCCAUGUCAUAAAUUUGAAUUUUUACUGUUUUAGUUUUGUGAUUUGAUUC
Molecule: messenger RNA, 2765 nt
Organism: Ostrea edulis (European flat oyster)
Lineage: Eukaryota; Metazoa; Mollusca; Bivalvia; Ostreida; Ostreidae
Product: kelch-like protein 24
Exons: 2
Coding region: 48-1955 (635 amino acids)
Molecular function (GO): protein binding
Source: RefSeq, a predicted model, not a curated record